Messenger RNA from Drosophila navojoa, 14263 nucleotides. RefSeq names its product low-density lipoprotein receptor-related protein megalin (gene mgl). Gene Ontology annotation, molecular function: calcium ion binding; protein binding. The record is from RefSeq and is a predicted model, not a curated record. NCBI's taxonomy places the organism in Eukaryota, Metazoa, Arthropoda, Insecta, Diptera, Drosophilidae. Gene Ontology annotation, cellular component: signaling receptor complex; plasma membrane.
AAUACUGUAAUUCUCAUGUUUUUCGUUCUCCUUGCAGGCGUGCGACUGGGCGAGGGCGCGGGCAGCAGCUCGAUAGCCGCCUCGAAUGCGCCCUGCCCCCCGGAAAUGUUUCGCUGCAACAAUGGCAAAUGCAUAACCUCGCACUGGGUCUGCAAUUACCAGAAGGACUGUGACGAUGGCGAGGAUGAGAUGCAGUCGUGCCCGCCGCCCGAGUGCGAGGCGCCUCAGCUGAACUGCGGCCAAUAUGUCUUCAAUAAGACGUACUGCAUCCCCCAGCACUACCGCUGCGACAUGAUCGAGGACUGCGAGGACAAGUCGGACGAGGCAGAGUGCCCCUAUCGCAAGUGCCUGCAUACGGACGUGUUUUGCAAUGCGCCUGUUGGGUCAACUCCGGCGGAGGGCAGCCGCUUGACCGGGCCGUGUGUGCCCAAGGAGAAGCGCUGCAACGGCUACUUGGACUGUCGAACCGGACGCGACGAGGAGGGCUGCAGCGGCGUCCCCUGUCGCCUGGAUCAGUUUCGGUGCGCCAACGGGCAGAAGUGUAUUGACGCGGCGCUGAAGUGCAACCAUCGCAACGACUGCGACGACAACUCGGACGAGCAGGGCUGCAACUUCCCCCCUUGCCACCAUGCGCAAUUCCGCUGCUCGAAUGCGCUGUGCAUCCCGUACAACUUCCACUGCGACGGCUACAACGACUGCGCCGACGAAAGCGACGAGGCCAACUGCACGGCCAUCGCCUGUCCCGACAACAAGUUCCUGUGCCCACGCGGCGGCCUCAACGGUGCACCCAAGUGUAUACUCAAAUCGCAGCUGUGCGACGGCAAGCGCGACUGCGAGGAUGGCAGCGAUGAGGAAACGGCAUGCUCCAUCGACUCCUGCCCAGCGCUGAGCUGCGAGUUCAAGUGCGGCCCCUCGCUGACCGGCGGCGUCUGCUACUGCCGACAGGGCCAGAGCCUGGCGCCAGACAACCGCACCUGCAUCGACUUGGACGAGUGCGCCGAGUGGGGCCACUGCGACCAGCUGUGCACGAACACGCCCGGCAGCUACACCUGCCAGUGCGCCCAGGGCUACAUGCUCAUCAAUUCGUCCAAGUGCAUUGCCCCGGAUGCGAACAAUCUGCAGCUGAUCUUCGCCCACGAUCGCGCCAUCAUGCGCAUGAACGCGCACGACAGCGAGCCCAAGGUGCUGGCCAAUGCCACCGCCGCCGCGGGCGUCGCCUUCCACUAUGCCCGCAACACGCUCUACUGGUCGGACAUCAAGACGCGCAAGGUGCAGUCGCUGCCGCUGGAUGCGCUGAACAGCGCUGUGGCGCCUCUGGACCAAACGCUGCCCGGCACCUGGGCGCCCGUGGCCCUGGCCGUAGACUGGGUGGGCGACAAGAUUUACGUGGCCGACCUGGUGGGCCAGAAGAUCGACGUCUUUGAGCUGAGCGGCCACUGGCAUGCCGUGGUGCUCGGCUCCAACCUCACCAGCCCCGCCGACCUGGCCCUGGACCCCACUGCUGGCCUCAUGUUUGUCGCCGACGGUGGCCAGGUACUGCGCGCCCACAUGGACGGCACGCACGCCCGCUCCAUCGUCUCGGAGGCCGCCUACAAGGCGAGCGGCGUCACCGUCGACAUCAUUGGCAAGCGCGUCUUCUGGUGCGACUCCCUGCUGGACUACAUCGAGUCGGUUGACUACGAGGGCGCCCAGCGCGUCAUGGUGCUGCGCGGCCAGAACGUGCCCAGCCCCUCGCGGCUGGCGCUAUUCGAGAACCGCAUCUACUGGACGGACGCCACCAAGAAGGGCAUCAUGUCCGUCGACAAGUUCGAGGGGCCCAGCUCCAUCCAGGUGACCUACAAGGCCAAGGACAUUCACGAACCGAAGGGCAUUAUUGCGGUGCACGCGCUCAGCCAGCCGCACGUCUCGAACCCCUGCGGCAACAACAACGGCGGCUGCAACCACAUGUGCAUCGUCACGGCCGUGAAGGGCGCUCCGACGGGACUGGGCUACCGCUGCGCCUGCCACACGGGCUAUCAGCUGCAGACGGAUUUGAAGAACUGCAAGCUCGUCCGCGAGUUCCUCAUGUACUCGCAGCAGCGCUUCAUCAAGGGCAAGGUCCUGGAGCCCGUCAUCGAGGGCUUCAGCGAUGCCAUCCUGCCGGUGGUCUCCCGACGCGCCCGCUUCGUUGGGCUCGACUUUGAUGCCCGCGACGAGUUCAUUUACUACUCAGACGUGCUGCAGGACGUCAUCUAUCGAGUGCACCGCAACGGCACGGGCCGGGAGAUCGUGCUGGCCUCGCAGAACGAGGGCGUCGAGGGCCUGGCAGUGGACUGGGCGUCCAAGAACCUCUACUACAUCGACUCGCGCAAGGGCACCCUCAAUGUGCUCUCCACGCGCAACGUUACCCACCGACGCACUCUGCUGAAGAACCUGAAGCGCCCGCGCGCCAUUGUCGUGCACCCGAAUCGCGGCUACAUAUUCUUCUCGGAGUGGGAUCGUCCCGCCAACAUCACGCGUGCGAAUACCGACGGCAGCGGUCUAUUGGUGUUCCGCAACGUGACCCUGGGCUGGCCCAACGGUCUGUCCAUUGACUUCAAGGAGGACCGUGUAUAUUGGUGCGACGCUCUGCUGGACCAUGUGCAGCACGCCAAUCUGGAUGGCACCGACAUCAAAACCGUCAACUCACGCCUGGUGCGCCAUCCCUUCUCCAUUGUGAUCCACAACGACUGGAUGUACAUCACGGACUGGCGCCUGGACGCGAUCAUUCGACUGCACAAGCUCACCGGCGAGCAGGAGGAGAUGAUGGUGCGCGAGCCCCAAACCAACCGACUCUACGGCGUCAAGGUGUACAGCCGCGAGGUGCAACAGAUCUCCGAGACCCAGCCCUGUCAUCUGAACAACGGCGGCUGCCAGAAGAUAUGCUUUGCCAUUCCCAUAUCACAGAACGAUUCUACGGCCGUGUCGGGUCGUCUGCAAUCGCGCUGCUCCUGCCCGUACGGCGAGCGCCUGGCUGACGAUCAAGUCAACUGCAUUCCCGAUCCCAGCGCCGAGCCUCCGGUCCAGCCCUGCCCCAAUCUGUGGGACUUUACCUGCAACAAUCAACGCUGCAUACCCAAGUCCUGGCUCUGCGACGGCGACGACGAUUGCUUGGAUAACAGCGACGAGGAGCAAAACUGCACAAAACCCACCUGUGGCUCGAAUGAGUUCCAGUGCAAGUCAGGGCGCUGCAUCCCGCUGAACUUCCGCUGCGACCAGGAGAACGACUGUGGCGACAAUUCGGAUGAGCUGGACUGCGGCAACGUGACCUGCGCCACAUCGCAGUUCGCCUGCGCCAACGGACGCUGCAUACCCAGCAUGUGGAAGUGCGACAGCGAGAACGAUUGCGGCGACAGCAGCGACGAGGGCGACUUUUGCGCGGAGAAGACCUGCGCCUACUUCCAGUUCACCUGCCCGCGAACAGGGCACUGCAUACCGCAGAGCUGGGUGUGUGACGGCGACGACGACUGCUUUGACAAGCAGGACGAAAAGGACUGCCCGCCGAUAAGCUGCCUGGCCAACCAGUUCAAGUGCGCGGACCUGCGCCAGUGCGUGGAGGAGUCGUACAAGUGCGACGGCAUACCCGACUGCAACGAUGGCAGCGACGAGCUAGGCUGCCCCUCGAUGGGGCCCAACCAGUGCAACGUGGAGAAGCAGUUCCGGUGCAAGUCGAGCGGUGCGUGCAUACCCAUUGCGUGGCACUGCGACGGCACCAACGACUGCCCGGACAACUCGGACGAGGAGGACUGCGGGCAGAUCACGUGCGCCCAGAACUUCUUCAAGUGCAACAACACCAACUGCGUGUUCAAGGCGUACAUCUGCGAUGGCAAGGACGACUGCGGCGACAACUCGGACGAGGGCACAGAGCACGCCUGCGUGCCGCCGCCCUUCAAGUGCCCCCACGGCCAGUGGCAGUGUCCGGGCGUGACGGAGCGCUGCGUGAACAUCACCUCCGUUUGCGAUGAUACGCCCGACUGUCCCAACGGGGCCGAUGAGGGCGAGGGCUGUGACCUGGCCGAAUGCGAGCAUCAGUCGGGCCAGUGCUCGACACUGUGCCAGAAGACGCCCAACGGAGCGCUCUGCGUCUGCCCGCCCGGCUCAGAGAUCGGACCAGACGGAUUCACCUGCGUGGACACCAACGAGUGCGACCCACCCGGACUCUGCUCUCAGCAGUGCACGAACACGAAGGGCUCGUACUUCUGCUCCUGUACCCAGGGCUAUACGCUAGGCCCCAACAAGCAUACCUGCAAGGCAGUGAAUCACACAGCUGCCUUCCUGAUCAUAUCCAACCGCCACUCCAUAUUGGUUGCCGACCUGAAGGAGCAGGGCCUGGAGCGCGUGCCCAUUAUCGUUGAGAAUGUAGUGGCCACCGCCUCGAACAUGCACACCGGCACCAUUUUCUGGAGCGACAUGAAGCUGAAGAAGAUAUCGCGACUUGAUCACGGCAUGGAGCCACAGGAGAUCAUCACCACCGGCUUGGACUUGGUUGAGGGCCUGGCCUACGACUGGAUUGCCCAGAAUCUCUACUGGCUGGACAGCAAGCUGAACACCAUCGAGGUUUCCGCAGAGAAUGGCUCCAACCGCUUGGUGCUCGUGCGAGAGAGCAUCACUCAGCCGCGUGGCAUGUGCAUUGACCCCAGUCCCGAUGCGCGUUUCAUUUUCUGGACCGACUGGGGCGAGAAUCCGCGUGUCGAACGCAUCGGCAUGGACGGCACCAUGCGCAAGACGAUUAUAAAUACGAAGAUCUACUGGCCCAACGGCCUGACCCUGGACAUUGCAACGAAGCGCGUCUACUUUGCCGACUCAAAGCUGGACUUCAUUGACUUCUGCUACUACAACGGCACGGGCCGGCAACAGGUGCUGGCCAGCAGCCACUACCUGCUGCAUCCCCACUCGCUCUCCCUGUUCGAGGACACGCUCUACUGGACGGACCGGCAGCUGAACCGUGUGCUGUCGGCCAAUAAGUUCCGCGGCAAGAACCAAACUGUCGUCUCGCACCUGAUCAGCCAGCCGCUCUCCAUUCACGUGCAUCACGCCUCGCUGCAGCCGAUGUACCCGAAUCCAUGUGCCCAAGCCCGAUGCCAGCAUCUGUGUCUGCUCAGUCCGAGCGCGCCGGAGGGCUACUCCUGCAAGUGCAAGCCGGGCUUCAGGCUGCACAGUGAGGGUCGCUGCAUCGAGGAGGAGAAUCCCUACCUAAUGGUUGUGAAGGGAACUCAGAUUGUCGAUCUGCCGCUGAAUGGAGGAGAUGCGCGUGCCGGCGCCUUGGCGCCCGUCAUUGGCAUCGAGAGCAGCACCGGGCUGGACUUUGACCGGAAGGGCGAAACCCUAUACUGGGUGCAGGGCCGAGAGGACGACGACGAGAACUGCACCAUCUACACGACACCGUACGGCGGCGGCAACAAGACGCUUUUCCUGGGCGUGGAAAAUGGCAUUGUGGGCGCGCCCUACACCAUCGCCUUCGACUGGCUGGGCCGCAACCUCUACAUUGGCAAUCGCGUCGCCAGCAACAUUGAGGCAGUUCGCGUGGACGGCAAGCAGAAAUACCGCACCGUGAUUCUGGCCAACAAUGGCAGCGAGAACUCCGUGUCGAAGCCAAAGCAACUGGUGCUGGAUCCAAGCGAGGGCAAGCUGUUCUGGAUAGACGAGGGCGUGCUCGAGAUCAAAAUCGCCCGAGUCGACAUGAACGGCCAGGACGCACGGGUGCUGCGCAAGGACCUCAAGCAUCCUGAGAGCAUCACCCUGGACACUGACAAGAAGAUGAUAUACUACAGCACCAGCUCAACGGCCUCGAUCUGCUCGAUGGACUACAAUGGCGACGAUCACCGGGUCAUACUCGACGAGAAGAACGCCAUUUCGCGCGUACGCAGCCUGGGCGUACUGGACCACCGUCUAUACUACCUGGAUCCAACCUAUGAAAAGAUUGUGCGCGUCGAUCUGCCGAACGGCAACAAUCCCAAGACGAUUGUGGACAACGAGCCCGAGCUGCGCAGCAUGAUGAUCUAUAAGAAGCGCUCAUUCAUGCAGCAUCCCUGCCAAACCGCGAACGGCGGCUGCAAACAGCUCUGCAUACCAGGUCCAGCCGCGACGAGGACCUGCGCCUGCGGCAUCGGCUAUCGCAAAGAGAACGAGAUCAACUGUGUGGCCUACAAGACAUUUGCUGUCGUCUCGCAGGUGGACAUGAUACGCGGCUACAGCCUGGAAGGAAGCUCCGAGGCCAUGGUGCCAAUCAGCGGACCCGGCCACUACAUCCGCCACGUGGACAUUCUGUUCCGCGACCAGUGGAUCUACUGGGCCGAGUUCCAUCGCGGCUACUGGAACGGCAUAUUCCGCUCACGGCCCAACGGCACCGACCUGCAGCACGUGAUCAAGGACGGCAUUGGCAGCAACGGCAUCCACGGCCUAACCAUUGACUGGGUGGCUGGCAAUAUGUACUUCGCGAACGUGUAUCCGCACGAGAACUACGUGGAGGUAUGCUGGCUGGACGGAACCAAUCGCAAGGUGCUCGUCAAAAAGACUAACGAUGCGCCGCGCGAGCUGGCCGUGAAUCCCAUCAAGCGCCUGCUGUACUGGAUCGAUCACGGACAGCAUCCGCGCAUUGGCAAGGCUCUGCUGGACGGCAGUGACUGGAUCCCACUGGUCACCUCGGGCAUUUCGCAGCCACGGGACUUGACCAUCGACAUGCAAACGCACGAUGUCUACUGGGUGGACUCCAAGCUGGAUACCAUUCAGAAGAUAUCCUACAAUGGCGUCAAUGCCAAGGUGAUACGCCGAGACCUACCCAAUCCGGUGGGCAUUGCCAUUUACCUGAACGAUGUAUACUGGGUGGAUGGCAAUCUCAAUUCGGUAUUUAAGGCCUCCAAGCUGUACGGCAACAACAGCGAGGUCACCCCAGUGCGCACCAACUUGGAGAAACUAUCCGACAUUGCGAUCUACGACAUCAACAACCAGCCGACCGACGACAACAACCCGUGCGCCAAGCUCGGCAACGGCGGCUGCGACCAGCUCUGCUUCAGCUUCCCCCAGGAGCCCUCGAAUCGCAACUACCGCUGCGACUGCGCCACAGGCAAACUGGCGGCUGACGGUCGCAAGUGUGAGACGGUGAAUGAGUAUUUGGUAUUCGCUACGCGCACCGAGAUCCGCGCCGUCAACUUGGAUCCGCACUCGACCGAGGUGCCGUUCACCCCAUUGACCAAUCUGACCAAUGUUGUGGGCCUGGACUUUGACUUUGCCCACAACCGCAUGCUGUACACCCAGAUCCGACCCUGGGCCAAGAUCGCCCACACCUCGGCGAACAAGCCGAGCCACAGUGACAUCAAUGUGGUGCUCAGCAAGGGCAUCAAUCCCGAGGGCAUCGCCUAUGACUGGACCCAGAGCAAGAUCUACUGGACUGAUAGCUCCAACAACUCCAUCUACGCCAUGAAUCUGGACGGUACCGAGCUAGUCAUGAUAGCGCGCGUUGAGCGCCCCCGUGCCAUUGUCUUGGAUCCAUGCAACGGAACGCUCUUCUUCACGGACUGGGGUCGCCACAGUACCUCCGGCAAGAUCUUCCGGACGACAAUGGCGGGCUCCUUGAAGCGUGCCAUUGUGGACAAGGAACUGUCCCAGCCGAGUGGCCUGGCCAUUGACUACGAUGACCGCAAGCUUUAUUGGACGGAUGCGGUGCGCGAGAAGAUCGAGCGAGCCGAUCUGGACGGACGCAACAGAGAGUUGCUGGUGGGAGCGACAAUUUAUCCAUUCUCCAUCACCGUUUUCCGAGACUACAUCUACUGGACGGAUCUACAGCUGCGUGGCGUCUAUCGCGCCGAGAAGCAUACGGGCGCCAAUAUGGUUGAGAUGGUCAAGCGGCUGGAGGAUUCGCCCCGUGACAUACGCAUAUUCAGCGCCGAUCGGCAGAAGUGCAACGUGAAUCCGUGCAAUAUCAACAACGGCGGCUGUGCGCAAAGCUGUCAUCCGGCCCCGAACGGCAAGGCCGAGUGCAAGUGCGAUGACAACUCCAAGGUGGUAAACGAGGGACGCAUGUGCGCACCCAGAAACAAUACGUGCGAGGCCAGCAAGUUCUACUGCAAGAACGGCAAGUGCAUUUCGCGCAUGUGGUCCUGUGAUGGGGACGAUGACUGCGGCGAUAAUUCCGACGAGGAUCCCAACUAUUGUGCGUAUCACUCGUGCUCGCCCAACGAAUUCCGCUGCAACAACGGCCGCUGCAUCUUCAAGUCCUGGAAGUGUGAUCACGAGAACGAUUGCAAGGACGGCUCAGACGAGAUUGGAUGCACCUAUCCACCCUGUGUGGAUGGCGAGUUCACCUGUGCCAACGGACGCUGCAUUCCGCAGGCGCAGGUCUGCAAUGGCGUCAACGACUGCAAGGACAACGCCACCUCCGAUGAGACGCACGAGCGCUGCCCCAUGAACACCACCUGCCCGCACAACCACCUCAAGUGCGAGAAGACGAACAUCUGCGUGGAGCCCUACUGGCUGUGCGACGGCGACAACGACUGCGGCGACAACUCGGACGAGGAUCCGCUGCAUUGCGGCCAGCGCACGUGUCCAUCGAACAGUUUCCGCUGCCCCAACCAUCGCUGCAUUCCAGCCACUUGGUACUGCGACGGUGACGACGAUUGCGGCGAUGGCGCUGACGAGCCACCAGACUACUGCAAGUCGGAGGGACGCACCUGCUUUGGCGAUCUGUUCACCUGCGACAAUGGCAACUGCAUACCGCGCAUCUACAUCUGUGAUGGGGACAACGAUUGCCUGGACAACAGUGACGAGGACAACAGGCACCAGUGCAACGAUCGCAAGUGUGACGAGGAAACGGAGUUCACGUGCGUGGAGAACAAGUCGUGGCAGCGGGCCCAAUGCAUACCCAAAAAGUGGAUUUGUGACGGCGAUCCAGACUGUGUGGAUGGAGCCGACGAGAACACAACGCUCCACAAUUGCGCCACUCAACAGCCCUGCGGAGAGGAUAUGUUCACCUGCGGCAACGGACGGUGCAUAAAUAAGGGCUGGACCUGCGACCACGACAACGACUGCGGCGAUGGCACCGACGAGGGCAAGUUCUGCAACUCCAAGUACAAGAGUUGCUCCUCCCUGGAGUUCACGUGCCAGAACUUCAAGUGCAUACGCAAUCAAUACAGAUGCGACGGCGAAGACGACUGCGGCGAUCACUCGGAUGAGGUCGGCUGCAAGAAGGAGAACGUGACCUGCGCCCAGGGGCAGUUCGCCUGCACCAACGGGCAGUGCAUUGACUACAGUCUGGUCUGCAACAAGGUGCCCGACUGCACUGACGAGUCCGACGAGCCAGCCCACUGCAAUGUGGAUGAGUGUGCGAAGGUGGAGAUCAAUCAGUGUGGCCACAAGUGCGUCGACACGCUCACUGGCUACUAUUGUGACUGCAACGAGGGCUACAAGUUGUUGGCCGACGGCAAGGCUUGUGUGGACGUGGAUGAGUGCCUGGAACUGCCAGGCGCCUGCUCGCAGCACUGCUCCAACACGCCGGGCAGCUUCUACUGCAAGUGCGACGAGAACUAUUAUGAGCGCCAAAACGACGAGCACACGUGCAAGCGCAAGGACAAUAUUCCGCCCUGGCUGAUCUUCACCAACAAGUACUACGUGCGCAAUAUGUCCGUGGACGGCCGUCAGUACAACCUCAUGCACCAGGAUCUGAUGAAUGUGGUGGCCCUCGACUUUGAUAUCAAGGAUGAGUACAUGUACUUCUGCGAUGUGACCGCCAAGACCAUAUUCCGUGCCAAGUACUCGGGCCGCAGCGAUGAGCAGCCGACGGAACGGGAAGCUGUCAUCAGACACGACUCACACGGUCUGGAGGGCAUUGCCAUUGAUUGGGUGGGACGCAAGCUCUACUGGCUGGACAGGCACUCCAAGAACCUGGACGUCUCCGAGCUGGACGGCACCAAGCGUAAGACGUUGCGCAGCGGCGUUGUCGAUCCCCGCGCCAUUGUCGUGCAUCCGGGCACUGGCUACCUGUACUUCACAUCCUGGCACCUGCAAGCCUACAUUGCCAAAAUGGGCAUGGACGGCUCGAACUUUACGCGCAUCCUGAACUGGAAUGACGGCAUCGCCUGGCCGAAUGCCCUGUCCAUUGACUACUUUACGAACCGCAUCUACUGGGCCGAUGCUCACUUGGACUACAUUGCGUACACCGAUCUGGAGGGCCGACACCGUCACAUAGUGCUCUCCGGCAGCAGUGUACCCCAUGUGUUUGCCCUCAGCCUGUUCGACGACUACAUCUACUGGAGCGACUGGAAUCUGAAGGCGAUCGUGCGCGCCAAUAAGUUCCAUGGCGCCAACUACACGGUGCUGCGCAAUACAACCCAUCGCCCAUACGACCUGCACAUCAAUCAUCCGCUGCGCCAGCUGCCCUACCACAAUCCGUGCGGCACCAACAACGGCGGUUGCUCGCACCUCUGCUUGAUAGCACCGCCACCGGAGUCCACCUACCUGAACAUCGAGGGCUACACCGAGGAGGGCGCACCCAGCUACAAGUGCGCCUGCCCCAAUCAGUUCUACUUGGCGCGCGACUCCAAGACCUGCAUUGCGAACUGCACGUCGGGCCAGCAUUUGUGCGGCGGCAGUGACGAGAAGUGCAUACCCUGGUUCUGGAAGUGCGACGGCGAGAAGGACUGCAAGGACGGCUCCGACGAGCCGUCCACCUGCGGACCGCGACACUGCCGAGCCGGCACCUUCCAGUGCAAGAACACCAACUGCACUCCCUCGGCGACGAUAUGCGACGGCAUCGACGACUGCGGCGACGGCAGCGACGAGCAAAACUGCGACCUGCCCUGCCCACUCUCGGACUUCAAGUGCAAGACCAGCGGACGGUGUAUACUGGACAGCUGGCGUUGCGACGGCGAUGCUGACUGCAAGGACGGUAGCGACGAGGAUCCUCUAGUGUGUCAUAAGCGCACGUGCGAUCCUGAGACGGAGUACUCCUGUAAGAACGGACGCUGCAUUCCGCAGCUGUGGAUGUGCGACUUUGACAAUGAUUGCGGUGACGAUUCCGACGAGCCGGCCUACAUGUGCCGUCAGCGCAACUGCACUACCGGCUGGCAGCGCUGUCCCGGCCAGUCGAACUACCGCUGCAUACCCAAGUGGCUGUUCUGCGAUGGCAAGGACGAUUGCCGCGACAACAGCGACGAGCUGCCAGAGAACUGUCCCAAGUGCUCCUCGGAGACGGACUUCAAGUGCGGCAACAACCGCUGCAUACCCAAGCAGUGGAUGUGCGACUUCGCAGACGACUGCGGCGAUGCGAGCGAUGAGAACGACGCCAUCUGCAAGGGCCGCUAUCGCGAGUGCUCCGAGUCGGAGUUCAGGUGCGGCAACGGCAAGUGCAUCUCCUCGCGCUGGCAGUGCGACCACGAGGAUGACUGCGGCGACAACUCGGACGAGAUGAGCUGCGAGGGCUAUCAGUGCAAGAACGGCACCUUCCAAUGCGCCUCCGGCCACUGCAUCGCCAGCUACUUCCGCUGCGACGGCGAUCGCGAUUGCCGGGACAUGUCCGACGAGAUCGACUGCCCGCCCCGGUUCCCGGGCGGACGCUUCUGCCCGGAGUCGCGCUUCCAGUGCAACAACAACCUGUGCGUCUCGCUGACCGACCUCUGUGACGGCACCGACGACUGCGGCGACGGCAGUGACGAGGAUCCCAAGGUCUGCAGCGACUUCAACUGCGACACGCUGCGGCGCUUCCAGUGCGCCAACCAUCGCUGCGUCGCCCGCUACCAGAUCUGCGACGGCAUCGACAACUGCGGCGACGGCAGCGACGAGAACAACAUGACCCUCUGCGCCAGCAAGCAGAAGCCCUGCGACCUGUACACCCAGUACCAGUGCGCCAACAAGCACUGCAUCGAGCGCGCCCAGGUCUGCGACUACUCCGACGACUGCGGCGACGCCAGCGACGAGCUGGGCUGCCACCACACGAGCAGCUGCUCCGAGCAGAACCGCGGCGGCUGCCAGCACCACUGCCACAACCUGACGGACGGCGGCUACAUCUGCACCUGCUACCCGGGCUACAUCAUUGCGCCGGACAACAAGAAGAAGUGCGCCGACGUGGACGAGUGUGCGACGCGCCAGCACACGUGCUCGCAUCAGUGCCACAACAUGAACGGCACCUACUCCUGCAGCUGCCGCGAGGGCUUCCACCUGUCGGACGGCGCUAGCGGCGUCUGCAAGGCGGAGAAGGAGGACGUGGUGCUGGUGUUCGCCAACGGGCCGGAGAUACGCGGUCUCGACCUGCAGAAGAAGGAGGAGUUCGACGUGAUUGCCUCGGAGAAGCGCAUCGAGGCGCUCGACUACGAUGCCCAGCAGCAGAUCGUGUUCUGGGCGGAUAGCUACGACAAGACCAUCAAGCGAUCCUACAUGGUGAACGCGCUGGACGGACAGGCGAAGAUCGGCUUUGCCCAGGAUCUCAACAUGAAGGGCGGCUCCAAGCCCACCGCCGUUGCGGUCGACUGGCUGGCCUCGAAUCUCUACUGGGCCGAGGUGGAUCGCACCGGAUCGAAGCCGCGCGGUCGCGUCAUGGUGGCCAAAACGGAUGGCCGCUAUCGCCGAUCGAUUGUGAAUGCCGGCUUGGAGGUGCCCACGUCGAUUGCAGUGAAUCCGCAGCUUGGUCGCAUCUACUGGGCCGAUGCGGGCUCCGCGCCCAAGAUCGAGGUCUCCUGGAUGGAUGGCUCCAAGCGACGGCCGCUAAUCACAGAGCAAAUCCGUCAUCCCGCUGGCCUCUCCAUCGACUACUCGCAGGACCACAUCAUCUACUGGGUGGACACCAAGCUCAACACGAUCGAGUCGAUGCGUGCCGACGGCUCGCGCCGCAAGUCCAUUGUGAAGGGCGACCAGUUGCGUCACCCCGUCGCCCUCGAUCUGUUCGAGUCGAACAUGUUCUGGGUGACGCGCGACACGGGUGAGCUGCUGCGCCAGGACAAAUUCGGGCGCGGCGUGCAGGUGGUGGUGCACCGCAACCUCGUCAAUCCGUCCGGCCUUAAGGUCUACCACGAGAAGCGCUACAACACCUCGCUGCGGAACCCGUGCUACGAGUCCAGUUGCUCGCAUCUCUGCCUCCUGGUGCCCGGCGGCCAUCGUUGCGCCUGCCCCGACACCUCUGGCGCGCUGCCCUCGCACCGCAGCACCGCCGAGGUCAUUUGCGAUGCGGCCGCCGAGCGUCCACGGCCCGCGCCCCGCAUCUGCCCCUGCCAGAACGGCGGCCUCUGCAAGGAGGACGACCGCGGCGAGCUCUACUGCGAGUGCCUGCCGGACUUCAAGGGCGACCACUGCGAGCGCAGCACCACCGGCGCCUUCGGCCAUGGCGGCGCCAACGUCACCGCCGUCGUGGUGCCCAUCAUGGUCAUACUCCUGGUCAUGAUGGCCGCCGUCGGCGCCUGGUAUGUCAUCCGCAAGCGUCCAUUCGGCAAGCUGGCGCGCAUGCCCGCCAUGACCUCGUCCCAGAGCGUCACCUUCCGGCAUGGCUCCAACGUGGAGUUCAGCGAGAGCGGCUUCCCGGGCGCCUCAGCGCCGGGUGCCAACGACAUGGCGCCCAUUGAGGGCUACAACCUGCAGACCGUGAAUGCCAACAAGGCGCGCGACUUUGCCAAUCCCAUGUACGAUGCCGUGCAGCUGGGCACCAGCUCCGAUCCGGGCAUGAGCAAUGGCUCAGGCAUCUACGAUGUGCCACAGGAACCGUCCAAGUCAAAGGCCAUGGGCCACUCCGGCUCUUUCACGGAGCCCGCCUCGGCCAUCAUAGCGCCGAGCAGCAUCACGCACAAGUCAUCGCCGCAGCUGCAGUUGCGCACGCGCGAGCUGGACCCAUCGGCGGACACCGGCAAGGAUACCCAGUAUCUGGUGGAGGAGGAUAAGUCAGAGUGCUGAUAUAAAGCUAAUCAGGUCGUGGUUGCGCUGCCGCUGCCGCUCAGCUGUCGGCGCCAGCAGCGGACGCAGCCGCGGCCCAACAGUUAUCCGCUGCACGCAUAGCACCGACCCAAUCAAUACCAAUACAAGCAACUGCAACAACAGCAAGAGCAACACGAACAUCGCCAGCAAAAGCAUCGGCCAGAUCAACUGAAGCCACGACAACAACAACAGCAACAACAACAACAACAGGAACAAAGGAAACAUCACAAAUCUUGGCAUGCCGCCCCCAGCGAGAGCAGCACAAAACUAACCACAAAAGUUUAAAACUAUCUAGACCUAUAUAUGACAAAUGUCCAUAUAUCUAAAGGACAUCGACAACAAUAACAACAUGAACAAC